UUGGUAACUAAUUACUCCACUAUAUAAGUAUCCACACCAAUCCUUCCUGGCACCAACGAAAACAUGCAGGCGAACCAAAAUAGAAAAAUGACACUUGUAAUCAUUGGCAUUGCAAUGCUAAUGCUUGUUGCAAGUAGUAGCUCCGACCCGGUUUGCCCGCCGGGUUACCCGACCCAUGGAACCCCAGUGUCCGGGCUUGACGUGGACUUCAUUCAGUUUGCACUGAAUUUGGAGUUCUUGGAAGCUGAAUUAUUCAUGUGGAGCGCCUUCGGGUACGGCCUAGAUCACGCGGCACCGGAGCUCGUGAAUGGCGGGCCCCCGCCUAUCGCCCCGCAGAAAGCAAAUCUCGACCCCCUUACCAGAAACAUCACUGGAGAAUUCGGCCUACAAGAAAUCGGCCACGUCAGGUCAAUCAUAAGGACGGUGGGUGGAUUUCCAAGGCCUCUGCUGAAUCUCAGCGCUGCCAACUUCGCAACGAUAAUGAACGAAGCCUUUGGUUACGAACUUGAGCCACCUUUCAACCCUUACCGCGACCCCCUCAGCUACAUGUUGGGAGCUUACACGGUGCCCUACGUAGGCCUCUUGGGCUACGUUGGAGCCAACCCUUUCCUCACCGGAUAUUACUCCAAACGCCUUGUGGCGGGGCUGUUGGGGGUGGAGGCGGGGCAGGACGCGGUGAUCAGGGAGUAUUUGUACGAGCGGGCGGGGGAGGUGGUGUGGCCUUACAAUCACACGGUGGCGGAGUUCACCUGGCGGAUUUCGGAGCUGAGAAACAGAUUGGCUAAGUGUGGCGUGAAGGAUGAAGGCAUCAUUGUGCCGGAGUGUAUGGGGGCAGAGAAUCAGACCGACACCAACCUGCUCUCGGCUGACCCCAACUCUCUCUCGUACAGCAGGACUCCGCCGGAGAUACUGAGGAUUGUUUAUGGCACCGGCGACGAGCACCUUCCCGGCGGCUUCUUCCCCAGGGGAGGGAGGGGCAAGAUAGCGACUCACUUCCUUCAACCCAAGCCAUGGAUCUAAUAUACUACUACUACUACUGCUGCUGUCAUUCUGUCAACUGUAUUUCCUCAAUAAAAAAACUAUAUCAAAUUUUACUUAUGAUUAAUAAGCCAAGCAGGUUAUGUAAUAGGGAUGUGGCUUGAUGUAUUGAACAUGUGAUUGGGAUAUUGACACAUUAAUAUAUUUAAUUACAGUUAUAUUAG
Molecule: messenger RNA, 1202 nt
Organism: Salvia splendens (bonfire salvia)
Lineage: Eukaryota; Viridiplantae; Streptophyta; Magnoliopsida; Lamiales; Lamiaceae
Product: desiccation-related protein PCC13-62-like
Exons: 3
Coding region: 64-1020 (318 amino acids)
Source: RefSeq, a predicted model, not a curated record